Molecule: messenger RNA, 2642 nt
Organism: Acomys russatus (golden spiny mouse)
Lineage: Eukaryota; Metazoa; Chordata; Mammalia; Rodentia; Muridae
Gene: Rad54l
Product: RAD54 like
Exons: 18
Coding region: 382-2625 (747 amino acids)
Biological process (GO): reciprocal meiotic recombination; double-strand break repair via synthesis-dependent strand annealing
Cellular component (GO): nucleus
Molecular function (GO): ATP-dependent chromatin remodeler activity; DNA translocase activity; ATP binding
Source: RefSeq, a predicted model, not a curated record
UUCCAUCAUCCUAAGGAUUCAGGCGCCUUGCCUUCGUUCUUAAGCUUCUACUUUUCUCGUCGCUAGUGAUACCCUCAGGGAAGCAGCCUGGCAUUCACUUUGCUUCUCUGCAACUUCAUCUGCUUCCUCUCCCGCCUUAGAUUUAUACGUGGACUUGCGCUUUGGACAUUUUGAGCCUGGAGUAACUGGCGCCCGACGUUCCCGGUUUGGAUCCAAGCCUCAUCUCCUGAUUGCGUCCCCUCCGCGCAUGCCAACUCUUGAGACGAUCUUUUCAAUGAUAUAGCAGCUCCGCUCUACAGCAUCCCCUGGUCCUACCUUCUCUGUUUCUGAGUGUUUAACUUAGUUGAUGGGCACUUGACAUCUGAUGCUUCUGGUCCCAGCAUGAGGAGGAGCUUAGCUCCUAGCCAGUUGGCCAGGAGGAAACCAGAAGGCAGAUCAUCCGAUGAUGAAGACUGGCAGCCUGGGACAGUAACUCCCAAGAAACGAAAAUCCAGCAAUGAGACUCAGACCCAGCAGUGUUUCCUGUCUCCUUUCCGGAAACCUUUGACUCAGUUAUUCAACCGGCCAUCCUGUCUGGAUAGCAGUCAACAUGAAGCAUUUAUUCGAAGCAUUUUGUCAAAGCCUUUCAAGGUCCCCAUUCCAAAUUAUCAAGGUCCUCUGGGCUCUCGCGCAUUGGGCCUGAAAAGGGCUGGUGUUCGUCGUGCCCUCCAUGACCCUCUGGAAGAAGGCGCCUUGAUUCUGUAUGAGCCUCCCCCACUGAGUGCCCAUGACCAGCUGAAGCUUGACAAGGACAAACUCCCUGUGCACGUGGUUGUUGAUCCCAUUCUCAGUAAGGUGUUGCGGCCUCAUCAGAGAGAGGGAGUGAAGUUCCUCUGGGAGUGUGUCACCAGCCGUCGAAUCCCUGGAAGCCAUGGCUGCAUCAUGGCUGAUGAGAUGGGCCUGGGAAAGACACUACAGUGCAUCACAUUGAUGUGGACACUUUUACGGCAGAGCCCGGAGUGCAAGCCAGAAAUUGAGAAAGCAGUGGUCGUGUCACCAUCCAGCCUGGUGAAGAACUGGUACAACGAAGUUGGGAAAUGGCUUGGAGGGAGGAUCCAGCCUCUGGCCAUCGAUGGAGGCUCUAAGGAUGAGAUAGACAGAAAACUGGAAGGAUUCAUGAGCCAGCGUGGAGCUAGAGUGCCUUCUCCCAUUCUCAUCAUUUCCUACGAGACUUUCCGCCUUCAUGUUGGAGUCCUUAAAAAAGGAAAUGUUGGACUGGUCAUAUGUGACGAGGGCCACAGGCUUAAGAACUCUGAGAACCAGACUUACCAGGCCCUGGACAGCUUGAAUACCAGCCGGCGGGUGCUCAUCUCCGGGACCCCCAUCCAAAAUGACUUGCUUGAAUAUUUUAGCUUGGUUCACUUUGUUAAUUCAGGCAUUUUGGGAACUGCCUAUGAAUUCAAGAAGCAUUUUGAGUUGCCAAUUUUGAAGAGUCGAGAUGCAGCUGCCAGUGAGGCAGACAGGCAGCUUGGGGAAGAGCGUUUGCGGGAGCUCAUCAGUAUUGUUAACAGGUGCCUGAUCCGGAGAACAUCGGAUAUUCUCUCUAAGUAUCUGCCGGUGAAGAUUGAGCAGGUGGUUUGUUGCAGGCUGACGCCCCUUCAAAUUGAGCUAUACAAGAGAUUUCUGAGACAGGCUAAGCCUGAAGAAGAAUUGCGUGAAGGCAGGAUGAGCGUGUCCUCCCUGUCUUCGAUCACCUCUCUAAAGAAGCUCUGUAACCAUCCAGCUCUAAUCUAUGACAAGUGUGUGGCAGAGGAGGAUGGCUUUGAGGGCACUUUGGAUAUCUUCCCACCUGGCUACAGCUCUAAAGCUGUAGAGCCACAGCUGUCAGGCAAGAUGCUGGUCCUUGAUUACAUUCUGGCCAUGACUCGAAGCCGCAGCAGUGACAAAGUCGUGCUGGUGUCUAAUUAUACUCAGACAUUGGAUCUCUUUGAGAAGCUCUGCCGGGCUCGAAGGUACUUGUAUGUUCGCCUGGAUGGCACAAUGUCUAUUAAGAAGCGAGCCAAGGUUGUGGAGCGCUUCAAUACUCCAUCGAGCCCUGAUUUUGUCUUCAUGCUUAGCAGCAAAGCUGGGGGCUGUGGUCUUAAUCUCAUUGGUGCGAACCGGCUGGUCAUGUUUGAUCCUGACUGGAACCCAGCCAAUGAUGAACAAGCUAUGGCCCGAGUCUGGCGUGAUGGUCAAAAGAAGACCUGCUAUAUUUACCGACUGCUAUCUGCAGGAACAAUUGAGGAGAAGAUCUUUCAGCGGCAAAGCCACAAAAAGGCGCUGAGCAGCUGUGUGGUGGAUGAGGAGCAGGACGUAGAACGGCACUUUUCUCUUGGUGAGCUGAAAGAGCUAUUUACCCUGGAUGAAGCCAGCCUGAGUGACACACAUGACAGGCUACAUUGCCGCCGUUGUGUAAACAGCCGCCAGGUCAGGCCGCCCCCUGAUGGCUCUGACUGCACUUCAGACCUGGCUCAGUGGAACCACAGCACAGAUAAACGGGGGCUCCAGGAUGAGGUACUCCAGGCUGCCUGGGAUGCAUCAUCGGCAGCCAUUUCCUUCGUCUUCCACCAGCGUUCUCAUGAGGAGCAGCGGGGCCUCCACUGAUGCCCAGCUGGUCUGGA